Molecule: messenger RNA, 1538 nt
Organism: Alnus glutinosa
Lineage: Eukaryota; Viridiplantae; Streptophyta; Magnoliopsida; Fagales; Betulaceae
Exons: 2
Coding region: 444-1418 (324 amino acids)
Source: RefSeq, a predicted model, not a curated record
UCUAAAUUGUAUAUAAGGAAAAUCCACCGAGAGAGAGAGAGAGAGAGAGAGAGAGAGAAUGUGUUUUUGUGUGUAAUUCUUGCAAGUAAGAGACAGAGGUCCUGAAAGAGUGGGUAAAGGUUUCAAACUUUCAAUGAAAAUCAAUAUCAAAGAAAGUGUAGAAAAUGGAAUCUCCGAAUUUUUCUAUAAGGAAGGUUUUGGCAUUCUCUGAUUUUCUUUGACGCGGACAGGCUUCUCACUACAUGCCAAAGCCACCGCUCUAUCUCUCUCUCUCUCUCUCGCUCGCUCGCUAGCUCGUUCUCUUGCACUCUCGUUUUGUCCUGUUCCUAUAGCAUGCCUCUUUUGUUCUAUAAAUUAGUCAUAAUCCACCUUCGUUGAACUCCCUAGUGCCUUGAUUUUUCUUUUUUGCCUUUUCUUCUCAAAUACAAAGGCUUUGAGAUAGUAUGGAGGAAUUCGGUUCUAUGUGGAGUUGCCCGGAGAAACAGUCCUCUUCUGAAUAUUGUCAGAGCAUUGAUGAGCUGAAGCAGAAGCUUUUCGACACCACUUUUGAGCUGGAGUCAUUUAAAAUGGCAGCAAGGGAGGAAAUCAGAAAGAACAAGGAGAAUGUGAGGAGUUUACUUAAUCUUCUAAAGAUGGCAUACCAAGAACGAGAUGAAGCAAGAAAUCAGCUGCAGAAGAUCCUAAACAAGCUCAUUCCUUCUAGCCCAACAGAAUUGCCUAAACUACUCCCUCAUGCUCAAGAUGAAAGCCCUCUUGUAAUGCCUGCUAAAGCAAACUCAGGCAUUACAGAAUCAAACAGUCUGUCUGAAACAUGUAACUACCAUUCACAUGGCUCUUCCCCAGCAGAUUCUUUCUUUGGUGAUGCUGUUUCAUCCCCGGAUUUCUCAAACAUUAAUGUGGUCGAUUCGGGUUUUGUAAAUCAGCCACUUGUUCAUAAGUAUAAUGGCUGUUUGUCCACAGGCCUAGUCUCUUCAGGAAAGGCAAAGAUUGAUCCAGCUACUGAAGUAAUUGAUAAUCUUGUCAAAGGAAAAGCUCUUCCUCAAAAGGGAAAGCUUUUACAAGCUGUGAUGGAAGCAGGUCCUUUACUUCAGACACUUAUUGUUGCUGGGCCGCUUCCUCGAUGGCGGAAUCCUCCUCCUUUGCAACCCUUCAAAAUUCCUCCUGUUUCCAUUGAAGGUUGUCAGAAUGCAAAUGUUGAUUUUAAAUCUACUGCCACUGCAACUUUAAUGGCUCUGAAACCACUGAAUUCAUCCUCAUAUCCUGUGAUGUCUCGUGGGACUUCUCAAACUUGUUCAGCAUCCAUAUUAAAUUUUGCUAGUAGUCCUUCUGCUUCAUGUUUGAACAAUUCGCGGCUUUUGACUCCCACUGCUAGUAUUAACAAUCAUGUCCCUGCAGGCAAGCGACAAAGGUUUCUAUGAAAUCACUAAACUUUGCUUCUCUUUUGUAAGAACCAAAUUUCAGUGGUUGAUGGUGUAAAUGGGAUACUCUUGUUUUUGGUUUUGAACUUUUGAAUGACAUAGCUUUUUAACUUGGUUUAA